CUACAUAGGCCACUAUGCAGCCAGCAAUGAUGAUGUUCUCUAGUAAAUACUGGGCAAGAAGAGGCCUUUCUCUGGAUUCAGCUGUGCCCCAGGAACAGCCGCUACAUAGCAACGUAACUCUAAACAGAACUGAUUCUGGUAAAAAUGUUGAUAAAAAGGACAAUAAAGGUGCAGGCAAGAAUGAAUCAACAUCAGAAGGUGGAAAGACUGCUGUGGUGUUUUCUUUGAAAAAUGAAGUUGGUGGCUUGGUAAAGGCUCUCAGACUUUUCCAGGAGAAGCAUGUCAGUAUGGUUCAUAUUGAAUCAAGAAAAUCCAAGAGAAGGAGUUCAGAGGUAGAAAUAUUUGUGGACUGUGACUGCAGCAAGAAAGAAUUCAAUGAGCUCAUUCAGUUGUUAAAGUACGAAACAAACAUUGUAACUCUGAAUCCACCAGAAAAUAUCUGGACAGAUGAGGAAGAGCUUGACUGUGUCCCUUGGUUCCCCAGGAAGAUUUCUGAAUUAGACAAAUGUUCCCAAAGAGUUCUAAUGUAUGGCUCCGAACUGGAUGCAGAUCACCCUGGAUUUAAGGACAAUGUCUAUCGGCAGAGAAGGAAAUAUUUUGUUGAUAUUGCCAUGAAUUAUAAAUACGGCCAGCCGAUUCCUAGAGUGGACUAUACUCCUGAAGAAAUAAAAACGUGGGGAGUUGUGUUCAGGGAACUGACUAAACUGUACCCUACUCAUGCUUGUCGAGAAUAUUUGAAAAACUUUCCUUUGUUGACCAAGCAUUGUGGCUAUAGAGAGGAUAAUGUCCCCCAGCUGGAGGAUGUUUCUAUGUUUCUUAAAGAAAGGUCUGGCUUCACAGUCAGACCAGUUGCUGGAUAUUUGUCACCUCGUGAUUUCUUAGCUGGCCUUGCCUACAGAGUUUUCCACUGUACCCAAUACAUACGCCAUGGCUCUGAUCCUCUCUACACUCCUGAACCGGAUACAUGCCAUGAACUUCUGGGACAUGUGCCUCUGCUCGCUGACCCUAAAUUUGCUCAGUUUUCCCAGGAGAUUGGAUUGGCCUCCCUAGGAGCAUCUGAUGAGGAUGUCCAAAAACUUGCCACUUGCUAUUUUUUCACCAUUGAAUUUGGCCUUUGUAAGCAAGAUGGGCAACUACGGGCUUAUGGAGCAGGUCUUCUGUCUUCCAUUGGAGAGCUCAAGCAUGCUCUGUCUGAUAAAGCCAAUGUAAAAACAUUUGAUCCAAAGACAACCUGCUUGCAAGAAUGCCUUAUCACGACUUUCCAGGAAGCUUACUUUGUCUCGGAAAGUUUUGAAGAAGCCAAAGAAAAAAUGAGGGACUUUGCAAAAUCAAUCAACCGUCCCUUUUCUGUAUAUUUCAACCCAUAUACCCAAAGUGUUGAAAUGCUGAAAGACACUAGAAGUAUUGAAAAUGUUGUCCAGGAUCUUCGGAGUGACCUGAACACAGUGUGUGAUGCUUUAAGCAAAAUGAACAGAUACUUGGGGAUAUGACUUCUCCAGUGUUGUGGCUUUGGAGUGUAGCUAUCCCAGCACCAUUAUGCGAUGCACUUGCUUUUUUAGGACUGUCUGUUCUCUCUGUUGCAUGACCAUCACACUUGCUCAGUGUGUAAUUUCAUCUAACUUUAGCUUCAGAUACACCAAUAGUAAUGUGCAAAUUCACAAGGAAAUAGGGCAUGCAUUCUUUAUUUAUUUGCUUCAAUGUUUAGCUUGCCACAUGGCUUUUAAAAAGCUCCCAAGGCAGCUUACAAGCACAUAAAACCAAUAUGCAUAAAAAAUCAGUACACAUCAAUAAAAACAAAUACAUAAAUAAAAGAGCAUAUUAAAGACAUAAAAAAUCCAUCAUCAUCAUCAUAAAACAAUAGCAGCCAUAAAAAAUACAAGAACUAUAUUUCUUAAAAGAUUUCCUCAUGUUAUGUCAUCUUAUCUUUACUAGUUUCAUGAAAAUUUCAGCAAACAGACCUGAUGACUUUCAUUGGGGGAUGUGCAGCAUAAAUUUGGUGUCACAACCAAAAAGACCCUGCUCUUUGUGUUAGCCAACCUGAAUCUGGACAAUGCUGGUACUUAAAUCAGGGCCUGACCUGAUUAUCCUAGCAGCUGGGGAAGUUCAUGCAGUAUCCCUGUAGGUACUCGGGGAUCAGACCAUUUAGAGAUUUAAAAGUUAAGACUAGUGCUAAAUUCUGUCUGUAAACAAACUGGGAGCUAGGGUGGUUCUUUAUGCACAGUCACAAUGUGCUCCUGUGUGGCCUACCAAGCAACGCAGGAGCAGUGGGGCAGAAGACAGUGGCAAAUCCGCUGCAGCAUCCCAUGAUCUGCCAUAUUCUGAACCACGUGUUUCUGGAUGGUCUUUAAAGUAGUACCAGAUACAGUAUGUUACAAUAGAUCCAUUCUUGAGGUUACCAAGGAAUAAAUGGUCGCGUUACUUUCUCUAAAACUGACUGCACAGUUGAAGUUGCUGAAUGGCACCUGUUGUAAUAGAUGCUACCUAGGCUGUAGGAGCACAGCCUGGUUCAGGAGGACUUCUAAGCUUAUUUUUCAAAGAGAGUGCAACCUCAUAUAGAACAAAUAAACAUGCAACUCCGUAAUAUAGCCAGCAGUUCACAACAGAUGAGUUGGUUUACACAUGCUCAUUCAUCACUCUGCUAAUGCAAAUUCAAGUGUUGACUUGCAUGUGCCAGCCAAACACCACAUCAUCAGUUCAACCACAAUGCUUUGCAGUGCAGUCUACACAUUCAGCCGUGGGUCAUCAAAUGUUCAGUAAUAAAGUGAUGUAUACAGAUAUGCAAGACCACUCUGACAUCAUGCAUAAAUGUGGUAUUGGAAAAACCUGA
Messenger RNA from Rhineura floridana, 2827 nucleotides. It is a transcript of the gene TPH2, whose product is annotated as tryptophan hydroxylase 2. The transcript is spliced from 11 exons. The record is from RefSeq and is a predicted model, not a curated record. Gene Ontology annotation, biological process: aromatic amino acid metabolic process; serotonin biosynthetic process. Gene Ontology annotation, cellular component: neuron projection. Lineage: Eukaryota; Metazoa; Chordata; Lepidosauria; Squamata; Rhineuridae. Gene Ontology annotation, molecular function: iron ion binding; tryptophan 5-monooxygenase activity. The coding region runs from base 15 to 1490 and encodes 491 amino acids.